This is a messenger RNA of Entamoeba nuttalli P19, 2151 nucleotides long. RefSeq names its product cullin family protein. Lineage: Eukaryota; Evosea; Mastigamoebida; Endamoebidae. Gene Ontology annotation, molecular function: ubiquitin protein ligase binding. Gene Ontology annotation, cellular component: Cul3-RING ubiquitin ligase complex. Bases 1 to 2151 code for a protein of 716 amino acids. Gene Ontology annotation, biological process: protein ubiquitination; ubiquitin-dependent protein catabolic process. The record is from RefSeq and is a predicted model, not a curated record. The transcript has a single exon.
AUGACAAACCAACCUCAAGAAAAAAAAGAAGUUGACAAGUUAUUUUCUUCAUUAAACCCAUUCUUUGAUAUAAUAUUUAAAGGAAAAGGAAUUAGUUUAGGAGAAUUAAAUAAAUAUUAUUGUAGUGUAUAUAGUUGUUUUGAAGAUGUCUCAUAUGCAGGAGAUUAUGGACUAGAAAAACUUGAAGAAGUAUUGAAUGAGUAUUUAGUAAAUAAAACUAAAAUAUUAAGUCAAACAGAAAAAAGAAAAAUACCAAAACAAUUACAAAAUAUUUUUGAACAAUGGAAAAAUAUUAGAAAGAAUAUUUUAUUUGUAUUUGGUACAUUAGAUUUUUGUCCACACCAAAAAGUUAAUGGAACAGUAAAGUCAGUAUUAAAACAUUCAUUUAAACAUGUAUUCUUUAAAUAUUUAAUAAAACAAAUAGACUUAUUUAAUAUAUUAAUUAAUAUAAUAUCAGAAAGUAGAUUUAAUAAAGGAUUAACAAUAGAAGAAUAUGAAUCAAUUCUUUCAAUUCUUCAAUUUCAUUUUGAUGAACAAUUAUCAUUUUACCUUCAAUCAUUUCAAAAACAAUUUGAAGAACAAACAAUGACAGAUUAUAAUAAAUUUAUUAAUAAAAUAAAAACAUUACCAAUUCAUGAAUGUUUAAUUUUAUUAGAAAGAUUUAUUGAAAAUGAAAAUGAUUUAAUUAAAACAGCAUUACUUCCAAAUAUGCAACAACCAAUAAAAGAAAUGUUAAAUAAAGAAGUAUUAUUAAAAUUAACAACAAAAGCAUUAACAGUAUUUCCAGAACUUCUUAUUAAAAAAGAAAAAGAGGAUAUUCAAAUUAUUAGUUUAUUAUGGAAUAAAACAAAAGAAAAUAAUGAAUUUCUUAAUCCUAUUGAUGAAUAUUUUAGAUUAAAGUUUCAUAAAGAACUUGAAGAAGAAAGUAAAAAAGAAGGAUUUAAUAAGAAUAUAAAACAAAUAGUUUAUUUCUUAUUUAAAUUUAAAAAUUUAACAGAAGAAUUAAAAAAAGAAUAUUUUAAAGGAAAUAUUAUUUUUGGUGAAUGUGUUACAAAUUCAUUUAAAUCUUGUUUAGUUAAAAAUAAAAUUACAAAUGAAGGUGAUGAAAAACAAACAGAAGUUCUUUUAGCUACUUUUAUUCAUAAUAUUAUGACAAAUAUUAAAUCAGAAGAAGAUACAAUGAAAGAACUAACAAAUGUGUUAGAUAUCGUUUCUUAUUUAACUGAUAAAGAAUCAUUUAUUAUAUUACAUCAAAAAUUUUUAUUAAAAAGAAUUAUUCAAAAUACUAUAAAAUCUAUUUUAUUAGAAUCUUCAGUUGUUGAUGACAUUUCUAAAAAUUUCUCUUGUUCUGCUUCUUUUAAAUUAAAACAAAUUAUAAAAGACUAUACAUUGUCUUUAGAAAUGACUAAAGAAUUUUGUAAUAAAAAUCAAAUUCCAUUAAAAUUAAACAUUAUUGUUUUCUCUAAAUUUUUAUUUAAUGCAAAUGAUAUUUAUUGCUCAAUUCAAAUGGAUAGUUAUCUUCAAAAUAUUUGGAAUUUAUUUGUUACUUCUUAUAAAAGUAUUCAUACAGAUAGAAAAUUAGAAUUAAAUCAAUUAUGUUGUUCUGUUAUUCUUUCUUAUUAUAAUGGAAUAAAAGAAUCCAAAUUAGAAAUUAGUUAUAUUCAAUAUUGUAUUUUAAUGAAAUUACAUGAUAAUGGAAAAUUAACUAUUAAUGAAUUACAAAAAUCUAUAGCUCCUUCAUUAGAUUCUUUUAAAUUCCAUUUAAAUUCUUUAAUCAAUUAUAAUAUUUUAUCUAGUUCAAAUGGCUUUGAAGGAAAUAGUCUGAUUUGGUUUACUAAUAAUUCAAUUACUGAUGGUUUCUUAUUAAAUAAAAUUGAUAAGAAAUUAGUAAAUAAUCAAAAUAAAAAUAAAGGAAAAACUAAAGAAAGUGAAUCAAAAAAAUUUACUGCUGUCAUUUGUUAUCAAGUUAAAUUAAUGAAACAAAGAAAAGACCUUAGUUAUAAUGAUCUUAUUAAAUGUACUCUUUCUCAAUUAAGUUCCUCAUUUAAUAUUGAUAUAAAAUUAGCUAAACAAGGUGUUGAAUAUCUAAUUGAAAAAGAAUAUAUCUUAAGAGAUGAACAAGACAAUGGAUUGUUCCAUUAUAUUGCUUAA